Messenger RNA from Limanda limanda (common dab), 2117 nucleotides. Its product is annotated as endoplasmic reticulum-Golgi intermediate compartment protein 2-like. NCBI's taxonomy places the organism in Eukaryota, Metazoa, Chordata, Actinopteri, Pleuronectiformes, Pleuronectidae. Bases 92 to 1222 code for a protein of 376 amino acids. Gene Ontology annotation, cellular component: membrane; COPII-coated ER to Golgi transport vesicle; endoplasmic reticulum. Gene Ontology annotation, biological process: endoplasmic reticulum to Golgi vesicle-mediated transport; retrograde vesicle-mediated transport, Golgi to endoplasmic reticulum. The transcript has 14 exons. The record is from RefSeq and is a predicted model, not a curated record.
CGUCACACUGAUAUCCACGUCACAUGACCGGAUACUCCAGCUCGUCCCGAACAACCCGAGUCUCAGAGGAUCGUUGAGCUGCAGCUGCGACAUGAGGAGACUCACGAAGAAGAAAACUCUGACUCUGGUCAAGGAGCUGGACGCGUUUCCCAAAGUCCCGGAGAGCUACGUGGAGUCCACCGCCAGCGGCGGGACAGUGUCUCUGAUUGCCUUCACCCUCAUGGCUGUUCUCGCCAUCCUGGAGUUCUUUGUGUACACGAGGACGUGGAUGAGUUACGAGUACGAGGUGGACAAAGACUACAGCAGUAAACUCAGGAUCAAUGUAGACAUCACAGUUGCUAUGAGAUGUCAAUAUAUUGGUGCAGAUGUCCUGGAUCUGGCAGAAACCAUGGUCGCAUCUGAUGGUUUAAAAUAUGAACCAGUCAACUAUGAACUUUCUCCAGAGCAGAAAAUGUGGCACAUGACUCUUCUGCACAUCCAGGAGCGUCUGAGAGUCGAGCACGCUCUUCAGGACAUCAUCUUCAAGGCUGCGUUAAAAGGAGAUCAUCCUGCUCCUGAUCACAGGGACGACAGCCCCACUUCCCUCACUGCCUGCAGGAUACAUGGACAUAUGUAUGUAAACAAAGUGGCAGGAAACUUCCACAUCACUGUUGGCAAGUCCAUCCCUCAUCCCAGAGGUCACGCUCAUCUAGCUGCUCUCGUCAGCCAUGACUCUUAUAACUUCUCUCACCGGAUCGACCACCUCUCCUUUGGAGAAGCGAUUCCUGGGAUAAUCAGCCCGUUGGACGGCACAGAGAAAAUCUCUGCUGAGCCCAACCACAUGUUUCAGUACUUCAUCACCAUCGUGCCAACCAAGCUGAACACCUACCAGAUUUCUGCUGACACCCAUCAGUACUCAGUCACAGAGCGGGAGCGAGCGAUAAACCAUGCUGCAGGCAGCCAUGGAGUCUCAGGGAUCUUUAUGAAAUAUGAUAUCAGUUCUCUGAUGGUCAGAGUCACCGAGCAGCACAUGCCUUUCUGGCAGUUUCUCGUCCGACUCUGCGGCAUCGUCGGAGGAAUUUUCUCCACCACAGGUAUGCUCCAUAGUAUGAUCGGCUUCCUGAUCGACGUCGUCUGCUGUCGUUUCCAGAUGGGAAUCUACAAACCUCUGACGGAGGCUCCUCUGAAUGAAGAAGAAACCAGUGAAAACUCAGUUCCUCCGGAGGAUCUCUCACAACAAUGAGACGACAACAACUCAGCUGCAGUCGGCUGACGACUCCCCAGCUGCACCUCAACCACUAAAAUCGCACAGCCUGACUCAUGUGGGUUUUUGGGCCGAUGCUGAGAUAAGGGAGCAAAAAAAUGUCAAUACUGAUUUAUCAGCGCUCAUUUAUAUAUUGAAGAAGCGCAAAUACAAGUAUGAAGAACAGGAAUUGAGAAAAUAUAAUUUGUAACAUAAAAAGUGAACACACACACUUCGGUUAUUCUCUGCAUUGUUUAUCCUGUAAAUUUAGUUUAAAUAUCGGCAAACCCAGAUAGCGAUAAAUCUGUAAAAGGCUCAUAUGGACCAGCUGAUAAAUUGACCGGGCUCUACCAAUCAGCGGUAAGAUGCUGGGAAAAUGUUUACAAGUUGUUUUAUUUUGAAAUAUGUGUCUCUUCGGAGAAAUGUGUACAUAUUUGUAUCUUGUUUAUUUCUAUUGGAUGGAUGUGAGAUUGUUAUUGGUACCUAUAAUGUAAUUUCCACUGGAUGCGUUCACCAGGACCGAACUGCAGACAUGAUUUACAUCAUUAUUACAGACAGCAGCUGGUGUUCAGACCCACACAGGAGUUUCUGCUGAUUCUCACCUUUUCUCUGGGUUUUAUUUCCAGCUACACACUUGAUUGACAGAUGUGGUUUAGCUUUUUUCAGAUUUUUCCCCCCAUGUUCUUUGGUGAUUCAGAAAAAUGCAGCGUAUCAGCUCCAGUUCAAUCAAAGAGCUACAGUGAAGAAAAAACAUAUUCAGCCCCUUUAAGAACUGUGUGAAAGUCUUGAAGGAUUUUGGGUUGUUCCACAUUGUGCCUGUGUGUAAAUGAUUGUUGCAAACAUGAGGCUGACUUGUUAAAUAAAAUCCACUCUGAUGUGGUUUCAUUGUAAAUAA